Messenger RNA from Botrytis cinerea B05.10, 2251 nucleotides. RefSeq lists its product as hypothetical. Bases 99 to 2030 code for a protein of 643 amino acids. The transcript has 4 exons. The record is from RefSeq and is a predicted model, not a curated record. Lineage: Eukaryota; Fungi; Ascomycota; Leotiomycetes; Helotiales; Sclerotiniaceae. Gene Ontology annotation, molecular function: FAD binding.
GCUUUUAUUAGAGAAUAAGCCAACAGUCCCAAGAACUCCUCACCACGUGCCACUCCCUACCCUAUCUCAAGAUAUUCCUUAGCUAAGUCUAAAAUACAAUGGCUUCCUCAGAGCAUACUGUGGUAGUCAUCGGUGCUGGCCCUGUUGGCCUCUUCACAGCUUUAUUGCUUGCAAAAGGUGGGGUCAAGGUCACCUUGUACGAGUCCGGGGAAGGGAUUGAUCAGUCCCCGCGUGCGGUUGGUUACUUUCCACCUACAAUGGAGGAGUUUGCGAAAGCUGGAAUAAUUCAAGAUGUGAUCGAAGCUGGAGAUGUUGUAUCAGAUGGCUGUGCCUGGAGAAAUUCAAAAGGCGACGUUCUCGCCAGCAUUACUCCACCUUCGGAUGACAAGUCUUUUGCAGCCGUCCUUUCCCAGCCAGAACUGGGUGCCAUUCUUUUGAAAAGGCUCUUGGAGACCGGAAACGCAGAAGUGAGGUUCAACGAGUCUCUCAUGAGACUAGAGCAAAAUGAUGACGCCGUUACUUAUUGGACUGUUGGCAAAGCCAGUGCCGAAGAAGUGGAACAUCAAUGCCAGUAUCUAGUAGGUGCCGACGGCGGACGCAGCAAAGUACGACGCACAGUUGGCAUUGAAUUUGAAGGUUUUACAUUCGAUAAUCUACAAUUUGUGGCAGUCAAUUUCCAAUAUCCCGUGAGCGAACUUGGAUGGAAGAAGGCAAAUUACAUCGUAGACCCGGUGAACUGGGGCGUCGUCGUCAAACGUGGGAAAGGAUCAAGAUGGCGAUUUGCUACUGGCUUCCGUAAAGCCGAGAGCCUGACGGUGCUAGACAAGACCACGAUACAGGCUGUCAAAGAUCGUCUUGGUCGCCUCUUACCAGGUGAUACAUCCCAAAUACAGUACGAGGGUAUGGCCCCAUAUUUGGUCCAUCACCGUUGUGCCAGCCGUUUCCAGGAGAGGCGAGUUCUGCUGGCUGGAGAUGCUGCUCAUCUUAAUAAUCCCAUUGGAGGCCUGGGCCUUACCACAGGUCUUCUUGAUGCUGCCCAUCUGGCAAAGGCACUGAAACAGGUCUUGAACGGGGGUCUUGAUAUAAACGUGCUGGCGACUUACGCCGAAACUCGCCGACGAGUCUUUCUGGAGAAAACAAACCCAAUCUCUUUGGCCAAUCUACGCAGACUGCACUCAGAUGAUCCAAAAGUUACCAAACAGAGAGAAGAGGAAUUUGCUCACAUCAACAACCCGAAGGAUUUUAUCAAUACCAUACGGCUUGGACUUCCGGACUUUGCCCUCACUAGUACCUCGGACAGGAUUUUCGAUACUCAAAGCGAGGUGACCUGGUUUAUAUCAGUCUCUAAAAUACCCGAGUGGACUGACGAGAAGUUUGUCCAUGAGUACAAGACUGUACAUGCCGAUAUGGCCCGACCGAAAAGUGACCAAGUUACUCCUAUUAAAAGAUACAUCCAGUUGUCCAGCUCUCCCAUCUCUAUCGAAGGCGCCGAAAGACCUUCCUGGAACUAUGUUACUUGCCUCACAUGGCCAAGCUUGUUCAUUGUCCACGCUGGUUUCUCCAAUCCCGGGUAUAAGGCAAGUGCUGGAGCACACGUUUUCUGUCGUCUCGACCAAGUGGGCUCUCUUGCUCAGCAAGUGGUGAAAUACUCCAAAGAAAACCCUUCAGAGAAACCCGAUGUUGAAGCUGCGCAGUGUCUGAUCUUCCACAAGAGAAGCAGUGCUUCUGACGAAUACCCCGAAAAAUGGUUCACUGAUCGAGCUGCCAAGUGGAGAGAUGUCGAAGCUUCUGACGAUCGGCUACGCACAUAUAUACUAUACCGAGAUGUGACGCCUAAGGACACAGAGUACUUCUUCCGCGACACUCAAUUCACAAAGGGGUCGUGGAAUGAGUAUAAGGCCGUGGAGGCAUUCUACUUCAAAGAUGAGACAGCUUCUACAGCGUUCUUGCAACAGCAUGGGAAGGAAGUUAUCGAGGGUGCUGUCGGCGAAACACAAGCAGUGGUGGGCGUACCGGAUAUCAUUGUGUAGAGCGUCGUGGCGGUCUGUGUUUAGUGUCAGCUUAGGUGUAUGCGGUGCGUUUAUAGGAUAAGAUUCCAUGGUAGUUGAAAUACAUGUUUACUCGGGGUGCAUAAAUAGCGAGACAUAUAUCAAUCCAUUGUGACGAAACUGCUUUUUUCUACUUGUCCAAAUAUUAAUCUGUAUUUAGCAAGCUGACAGACACUGAAACGAAUCCUGUACCCUCUUGCGUA